UCUUAAAUUCUAAGCACAUUAAUAUUCUGAGCCACUCUUGAAGAAGUGCCCAUGAAAAAAAAUGGAAUCUCAAAAAGAUAUUUAAUAAUCGAAAAUAUAAAUCGAAAAUUCACAGCCGUAGAUCUGUGACUCGUCAACGCAAUCCUGUCCGUAGAACAGUUUUCAGAUCUGCCACAGCAUCUCGCUGACGUGGACGUGAUGUCGCUGUCCGAUGUGCUGCAUGAGCCCGCCUUCAGACAACGCUGAUAUGGACGUGAUGUGUCCAUCUGCGCGGGGUUUGCCCGCCAAAAGCAGCGCGGGUAUGGGUCCGCCCGAUCCGACUAUGCCCAAAGACGUUGCUGGAAUUUGAUGCCUCGUGAGGUUUGCUUUGGAGGAAGUCCGAGCUUGCCAAUUCGACCACGUUCUGGAGCAUUCAUGAGUUUCUCCUCAUUCUGUUUUUUUACUGUCGUAGCUUCUUCCGCACAUGGAAUCUUACGACGUUGCAAGCCCUCGAAGGUUUUGCAGAUUAUUGUUUAAGCAAGGGCUUUCGCUUCAUGCAUGACAUGCAGUUCCUGAUCGCCUUAAUUUCCUCGCGUCCUGCCGAUUAGAUGAAGAAGAGCGGGGUUGUUUUUUUAUUUUUGUUUUGCGUUGAUUGGCAGACUGGCUCUGCAAUGCUCCUUGUGGCGCUUUCGUUGCUCUUAUCAAUUUUUGGCGGUAUUGCACUGCGUCGUCUUUCUUUCGUGUGAAAUUUCAGCACACAGAAAUGGUGACUGAAAAGUCUCGCUUGUAGAAUUGACACGGCAACAUAUGCAGGGGGCAUGGAUCGUGCCAUUCUUGCUUUGCUGAUGUUUGUAUCCACCAUAGACCCAUCCUGAGAUCAGAUCUAAGAAUUUGGAGAUUCGACUGAGGAGUAUGCAGGCCACUUCGAAGUUUAACUCCGAGUGUCUGUGAGGAACUUGCUUUUCCCUCAAGUUCUUGGUGCAGUCCAAUGGAUUUCUUCCCGAUGAAGCUGAAAAGGACACACCCGAGUCCUGUUCAUUCCACACUGACUCAAUCAUAUGCUACGCCUUCAAAUUUCAUCUUUUACUGGCAUUAUUUGCGUUCACGAGCCGAGAUGCGGCUCUCACCAGCUAGGGCUUCUGGCAUUUUCCUUUAAACAGUUAGGGUCGAUAGUUUUGCCCUAACCUCCCUGCGACUUACAGUUCCAAAUUUUAUGCUACACAUGUAUGCGCAAGGGAGACUAAGAGGGAGCAAGCAUCACACAUAGUUCAGGAGUAAAGUGAAGACGGCCAUUAUUCUGGUUCUCGUUUGCUUGUGAGGGUUGGAAGACAUUGUAACUGUCGACGACAGCUGUAGACGUCAUGUACCUGCUUACCAGUGGAGAACAAAGGAAGGUCAAAUACCUACGCAGAAAUUGGACACGAAGUCAGUUUACGGUGUUACUCAUCGAGCAGUUCUCAAGAUGCAGAAUGCUACACCGUCGAUAAAGGCUCAACAAACAGAAUCACUCUUUAAGAAUUUUUGCCCUCAGAAAUUUUCUACACCCAGUCGGUUAGAAACUUGUUUUUGGAAGGGUUGAAAUUGAAGUAGUUCAUAAAGAUGACUUCAAUUUACCAGGAUUAAAUUGUUCCAGCGAACAAUACAAAUAACUGUUGACAGAUCCUGGCAGCAUGAACAAGGACAUUGCAGCGCCUUGUGAAGUGUGUGGGGGAUUACUUCCUUUAAAACCAAUACCGAAAAGGCAUCAAAGUAGACAUCACAAGGAACGGUCACUACUUCAGAGCCAAAUAGAAAUUGAGAAGCCUGAAGGAGCAAGCAGAAGCCAAGACUCACAAGCGAAACGGAGACAAAAGAAUCGAAGCGAGAAAAUGAGAGAAUUGGACAAUAAUGGUGAAACAUCUAUCAUCUCCGACGAGGAAACAGAUGAAUCGAGUGGCAUGAAGCGUAGCUACGGCUCCGUGUUGAAAGAAAUCCAAGCGAUUUUCGCUGGCCACAAGGUGAAAAAGGAAACGAUUUCGCCCCAUGCACACCGAAUACAGAGGGAAAUCGAGGGAAGCUUACACAACUAUGGACACCAUAAACGAAGGCAAGCUCACCAGCAUGCAGCCAGUCAGCACGCCUCAGAAUCUCCAACCCCACCGGAAAUGAGGUCGUCGCACGUUCUCAGCCCAUAUCAAGACUCAAAAACCAAUAAUGAGCCCGUUUGCAGGAGAUUGACUGGCUCAUUACCGCAAGACCUCGCAACUCUUUACAAUUCCAAGCCAGGUCAUCAGGUGCAAGCUGAGGACGAGUCCGUUUGCAAGAGAGCUGAUGGUAUGUUGACGAUUGAUGACAGAUCAAAUUGCAAUUUGGCCCCAUUGAGCCAGUCUCUUUCACCGAAGAUACACGUGCGGAGCUGUAUUCACCAUCUCGGUGACCACAGCGUAAGGAGGCAAGCGGGAGGAAUAGCGGCCGCAGCAAGUUCCUCACCUGCUGGCGAUUUGUCCAUGAAGGAAAAAGAAAAGAAAAUCUGUUAUGGAGAUCAUGACCAGCCUCUCAAAGUCACCGGCCGUCCUUCAUCAAUUACAUCUCCAGUGGAGAAUGGCACGCAACUCCACGAAGAGUGUCACGUCCAUCAAAUCGACGACCAUCUAAUUGCAGAUCUGAGAACUAGAUAUCCUCAAAGCCCCAGCCAAUCUCCAAGACAUGAAGCAGGGAGAUCCCAUACAGAGUCACUGCAAGUUAAAUAUUGCUGCCAUCAGCAUGCCUCUAAACAAACCGUCGUUCAUCUUCUUGAAAGAUGUUGUGCUUGCCCCGUCCAUGGCUGCGAUGAUCUUGAGACUCUCAGAUCCACACCUAGGAGCUCGAAGAAGUGUCCAAACUGCGGCUGUCCACAAUUAGGCGUGACUCCUCAGAUGUCUGCUGAUCAUCUUCAGCCAGCUAAAGAUUCUGCCAAGACUUUACGUACGGGAAGAUCACGAAGUCGAGAACGCGAGGUAAUUAGAUGCGCACAGAUAUCUCAGUUUGCAGAACAAGACGGGACUGAUUGCGCACUCUAUGGAGAAUGCCGUGAUUGCCCUGUCCAUGGCGGCGAUGAUCUCGAGUUUACCAAAGCCCGGAGUCCCAAGGGCCAGGACUCGAAGAAGUGUCCAAAAUGUGGCUGUUCAAAAUUAGAAGCAUCUUCUCGGGAGUCUACAAAUCGCCAUCAGUCAAAAGAUUUUACGAAGAUUACCUACAAGGGAAAAUCACAAAGUGCAGACCGCGAGGUGAUUACUUAUGCACACAAAUCAACACCGCCUCCCUGCAAAUUGCACGAAGAAUGUUGCACAAGAUUGCAUAGUUAUUAUUGCUAUUCGAAAAAGGAUCACAAAGAGCUCCAGAGACCAAAGUUUCCUGACAACGGAACUUGCCCGAUUUGCGAGCCCCUUCGCCAUGAAUCUCCACUUUUAAGCCCUAUUUGUAAAGAAGCCAAACAAUGUAAAGAUCCCUUGGUUUGGAAUCCCAGACGAGUGCGGAAACCUGGAUCUACUGUGCACUGGCUGGACAAAGUGAUUGCUUCCAAGAGGAUUCCCGCUCCGAUCAUUGAGGAUUUUCUUUGCGGCAGGCGCAGAUGGCCUCCGUUGAGGAAGAAGCAUAAGUGCCCUGGCUGUAUAGCGAAGUCGUGGGAUAAGAGCGAGUGCUCGAGCGAUUUGUGUAACCGUGAGUUUUUCUCAAGCUGGAAUUUAGGCUCCGACACAGUCCAACCCACUCUAGAACGCAGUAUGCAACCACGUGGGAAAUUCUCGCGAUUGGCGAUGUCGAGAAAUCUGAUCGCUAUGCCAGUUCUCCAGCUCUCCACGUCGAAGACACUUUGGGAUCGGACUGCUCUUCGAGACUGCUCUGAAUGUAGGAAACCACUCAAUACCAGUGGCGGGCGUUGGUCGUAUUAUCUCAAGGAAAUGUCAACAGAUUUAGAAGGCGCUGCAGCUCAAUAG
Molecule: messenger RNA, 3932 nt
Organism: Physcomitrium patens
Lineage: Eukaryota; Viridiplantae; Streptophyta; Bryopsida; Funariales; Funariaceae
Source: RefSeq, a predicted model, not a curated record